Lactuca virosa is the source of this 2088-nucleotide messenger RNA. The record is from the annotation of a GenBank genome assembly. Lineage: Eukaryota; Viridiplantae; Streptophyta; Magnoliopsida; Asterales; Asteraceae.
AUGAAUAGAAAGGGUUGUGACAUUGAAGCAACAGGCAUCAACUACACAAUCUACACUCAAAAACCACAACCCCCUUUCAAGAUCUUUAACAAAGAUCAACAAGUUACACAAUAUCAACAACCCUUUCCUGAUCCUGACACCAACCCCAAAGCCCGUCGGGUUCUUCGCGAAGUAAGUUGCCAUGCAAAACCAUGGGAGGUCCUUGCCAUCGUGGGCCCUAGUGGCGCCGGAAAAUCAUCUCUGCUUGAGAUCCUUGCCGGAAAACUCACUCCACAAACGGCAACCAUCUAUGUCAACAAAAAACCCGUGGACAAGUCAAGAUUCAAGAAGACUUCAGGGUAUGUUACGCAAAAGGAUACCUUGUUCCCUCUACUCACAGUGGAAGAGACACUAGUUUUUACAGCUAAACUCCGACUGAACCUUCCUAACCUUGAGCUGAGAUCACGGGUCAAGUCGUUAAUCCAGGAACUUGGGUUGACCCAUGUGGCAAAUGCACGUGUUGGGGAUGAUCGGGUUCGUGGGAUUUCAGGCGGAGAGCGACGGCGGGUUUCUAUAGGAGUUGCGGUGGUUCAUGACCCGGAAGUGGUGAUUCUCGAUGAACCCACUUCGGGGUUGGAUAGUAACUGCGCCUUUCAGAUCAUAGACAUGGUCAAAACCAUGGCUGAGACCAGAGGCAAGACUGUGAUCCUUAGCAUCCAUCAGCCGGGUUUCAGAAUCAUCAAGCUUUUCAAUUCAAUAUUACUCUUGGCAAACGGCACCGUUUUGCAUCAAGGAACAGUUGAUGAACUCAACCUCUCUCUACGGCUCAUUGGGCUUGAGCCACCUCUUCAUGUUAACAUCGUUGAGUUUGCAAUAGAUUCAAUUGAUUCGAUACAACAACAAAAGAACCAAAAGUUAUCAAAUCUUGAACAAGAUAUAAUUACUGCUUCAACAAACAGAAUCACACAAGGUAAGUUCACUUUACAACAACUCUUUCAACAAUCAAAAGUAAUCGACCUCGACCAGGAUCACGAAGACAACCAAGAUCAAGAACAAGAACAAGACCAAAUGAUUACAGAUGGCUUCGCCAAUUCAAGAUUCUUCGAAGCAGUAAUCUUGACUCAUCGAUUCUGGAAGAAUAUUUCUCGAACAAAAGAGCUUUUUGCAUAUCGAACUCUCCAAAUGCUCGUAUCAGUAGAAGCUCUACCAGUUUUCUUGCAAGAAAGGGAAAUACUAAUGAAGGAAACUUCAUGCGGAAGUUAUCGAGUUUCCUCAUACGCAAUAGCAAACGGACUUGUAUACUUGCCAUUUUUGCUAAUCCUUGCGGUUUUAUUUGCCACCCCGUUAUACUGGUUAGUCGGGUUGAACCCCAGUUUCUUUGCAUUCUCGAGGUUCCUCCUCUUGAUCUGGUUGAUUCUCUACACCGCAAACUCGGUGGUGGUGUGUUUUAGCGCACUGGUUCCGAAUUUCAUUGUGGGAAACUCAGUGAUAUCAGGUGUGAUUGGAUCUUUCUUCCUGUUUUCGGGUUACUUUGUGUCGAAGCAAGGUACGCCAAAGUACUGGAUAUUCAUGCACUAUAUUUCAUUGUUCAAGUAUCCAUUUGAAGGAUUGUUGAUGAAUGAGUUCUCUGGUGAUGCUGAAGGCAAGUGUUUGGAGUAUCUGUUUGGAAAGUGUUUGGUGAGUGGUGAAGAUGUGUUGAGGGAACAAGGAGGUUAUGAGGAUGAUGAACCUAUAAAACUCUCUCAACCUCUACUACCAAAAUUAAAGAACACACAACCAUUUACACUAGUUGCCACCAACCACCACCCCCAUACAUUCGUCGCCUUCUACAGCCGGAGAAUCGCCGUCUCUUCCUACCUUCGGCGAACGACCGCCAUCGGCCACCUCCGACCACCAUUGGUAACAAUCCCCACCAUCGACUCCUCUCCCUUCAGAUCCGGUUUAGAUCUUUUUAGAUCUGGUCCAGAUCUAGUCCAUCGCCAUCCUUCGACGACUUUCCACCACCAACCUCUGGAGCAUCAGAUAUGCUACUGGACCGUCGACGUUAAACUACCGUCAAACCAUCACAUUUGUUUACUCCAACACCGAUUUACAGAUUUCAUCCUCUAA